CCCACUCCUCCUUCUUCGCAGGGAGAGCUGACUUGAUGCGCAUAACAAAUCAUCUCUGCAAGACCCCUCUCUCUAAGCCCAGUUUCAGACCGAGGUGUGCUGGAUUUCAGAGCGUAAACAGAGGCGAGAGUUUAGCCUCGUAACAAGAGGGGGUCUUUUAAAUGUGAUUCGGCACUGCAAACAACGUGGGUGUUGUACGUUUUUUUUUUUUUUUUUUUUUUCUUUUUUUUCUUUAUCGUGGGGAGUGGAGGAAAACCGGCAGAGCAGCGAUAUGAAACGCGUGUGUUUAUGCCUCCUGCGUUUCCCGUUAUCUGUGACUGACCACAGGCUUAAUUUCACCUGUAUGAACGACCUUGCAAUUGUGACCGAAAUUUUCCUAACGAGGUUUCCAUGGAGGAUCAAUCAGACUAUUUUUCUCUGAGGGCUGAAUUUGACUCCCACUGGUCUGAAGAUCUUUCAGGAUAGGAGGUCCCGCUCCUCUCCAUCUGAGAACAAAAGUGCUAUUUCAAAGCUUAUUGGAUGAAAGUCUCAUUUACCCCUGGCUGCCAAAGAUGAUGCUGCCAUGGAAACAGCUUCUACUGUUAUCAAUCAUCCACUGUCUGACAGAUUGUCUGGACAGUGGAUCAUACCAUGGGCCGCGGUGGAGGAUGGAGCCAGCUGACUUGUUCAUCCCAGUCGAGUCCAUUGAAGAAGAAGCCACCCUUACCUGUGAUGCUAAGGGAACACCACCUCCUCAGUACAGAUGGUCAUUGAACGGGACUCUCAUAAAUCUGGGCUUGGAUCGUCGGCGACGUCUGUCUGGGGGCAACCUCAUUAUAAGCAGUCUGGACCGUUACCAGGAUGCAGGGAUGUACCAGUGUAUGGCCUACAACACUGUAGGAGCUAUACUCAGCAGGAGAGCGAGCCUACAGUUUGCCUAUUUGGAUCAUUUUAAAGUUCACACCAGAAGCGCUGUAUCAGUCCGAGAGGGACAAGGAGUGGUGUUACUGUGUGGGACGCCUACUUCCUCUGGAGACCUUACUUAUGCAUGGGUCUUCAAUGAGUACCCAUACUUUGUUCAGCAAGACAAUCGGCGAUUCGUCUCCCAGCAGACGGGGAAUCUUUAUAUUGCCAAGGUGGAGCCCUCUGAUGUGGGUAACUACACUUGUGUAGUGAUGAACAGCAUCACGAAGGGCAAGGUUCAGAGCUCACCAACAUCUCUGAUCCUCAGGACAGAUGGAGUGAUGGGUGAAUACGAGCCGAAAAUAGAAGUUAAUUUCGCAGACAAUGUACCUGCUGCAAAAGGCUCAACAGUGACACUGGAGUGUUUCGCCCUUGGGAACCCUGUCCCAGAAAUCACCUGGAGGAGGGCUAAUGGAAUCCCCUUCCCCAGCAAAGUGAAGAUGAAGUACUCAAAUGCUGUGCUGGAGAUUCCAAGCUUCCAGCAGGACGAUACAGGAGGGUACGAGUGUGUUGCUGAGAACAAGAUGGGGAAGAACACGGCUGCUGGUCGUCUGGCUUUUUAUGCCAAGCCUCAGUGGAUCCAGACCAUGAAGGACACUGCCCUGGCCAUAGAGGAGAAACUGUUCUGGGAGUGCAGAGCCAAUGGCAAGCCCAAACCCUCCUACGCUUGGCUGAAGAAUGGCCAGCAACUUCUCUCUGAGGAUAGGAUCCAUGUGGAGGACGGGGUCCUGUCAGUGUCGGCGCUGACACUAUCUGAUGCUGGCAUGUACCAGUGUGUGGCUGAAAACAAACACGGCGUCAUAUAUUUUGCUACUGAACUAAUGGUUUUAGCCUCUCCUCCAGACUUCACAGGGAACGUCCUCAGAGCUUUGCUCAAAGCCAAGGCAGGAACUACCGUGACUUUAGACUGUAAACCACAAGCCUAUCCCAUAGCCAGCAUUUUAUGGAAGAAAGGAAACCUGCCUAUCCACACCAAUGACAGGAUCACCCUUUCCCCAGAUGGAACGCUGAGGCUUGCAAACGUGAGCAAAUCUGAUGCAGGCAGUUACACAUGCUUUGCAAGGAAUAGAUUUGGCAUGUCAAGUACAACUGGAAGGCUGCUGGUUACGGAUCCAACCAGAAUCAUCCAGGGGCCGGUGGACAUGGAGAUCAUUGUUGGCGAGAGCAUUGUUUUACCCUGCCAGGUCGCCAGUGACCCCGUCCUUGAUGUUUCAUUCUCCUGGGCCUUCAACGGACAGCUGAUCGCCAAGGGAGACAGUCACUUUGAGCUGGUGGGAGGGAGAACAGCAGGAGAUCUGAUGAUCAGGAACAUUCAGCUUUACCAUGCUGGCAAAUAUAUCUGUGUGGUGGACACGGAUGUGGAGAGCCUGUCAGCCGUAGCUGUAUUGAUUGUGAAAGGCCCCCCCAGCCCUCCAGACUCGGUGAUGGUGGAGGAGGUGACAGACAGCACAGCUCAGCUGGCGUGGAGCUCCGGCAAAGAUAACGGCAGCCCCAUCACCAAUUACCUCAUUCAGACCAGAACGCCCUUCACUGUGGGAUGGCAGAGGGUUAACACAGUCCCAGAGAUUAUCGAUGGAAACACUCUGACAGCCACUGUAGUGGAUCUCAAUGCCUGGGUGGAGUAUGAGUUUCGGGUAUUGGCUAAAAACAGUGUUGGAGUUGGAGAGCCCAGCCCUGUGUCUGUCAAGACCAGAACAGAAGAUGCAGUUCCAGAUGCAGCACCAGGUGAUGUGGGUGGAGGAGGUGGAAGCAGAUCUGAACUGGUCAUCACAUGGGAGCCUGUUCCCGAAGAACUUCAGAAUGGUGAGAGCUUUGGUUACAUCAUUGCUUUCCGUGCCUUCGGAGAAGUUAGCUGGACACACGUGGCUACUUCUGCUCCCGGUGCAUCUCGGUAUGUGUACCGAAACGACAGCAUUGCACCCUUCUCUCCGUUUCAUGUCAAGGUUGGCACUUACAACAGCAAAGGACAGGGUCCCUUCAGCCCUGUAGUCACCAUCUACUCUGCAGAGACAGAGCCAAGUGGAAUGCCAGCGGGAGUUUGGGCCAGAAGUGUCUCAGCCUCUGAGAUUGAGGUGAAUUGGCAGGCUCUCUCCAUCACCCCUGAAAGGGUUCUGGGCUAUGAGGUUGUUUACUGGGAGGAUGACACUAAACCAGAGACCAUGGGGAAGGUUAGGGUGCCUUGGAACCAAACCUCGGUCACAGUGAGUGGCUUGGCAGGAAACACACAGUAUUUUCUAACAGUUAGCGCCUUCAACACGGCGGGUACCGGCCCAUUCCUCCCUGCAAUCAAUGUUACGACAAAAAAGCCACCACCGACCCAACCACCGCUGAAUAUUGAAUGGACCCUAAUUGGUUCUCAGCUGUCUCUUUACUGGGAACCUGUGGUGGCAAUGGAAUCAGAAUCAGACGUUACAGGCUAUCAACUUUCAUACAGGAGAGAGAGACAGAGAGAGAUAAACACACUCACAACAACCAAUUCAACAGCAGAGCUGAUGCUCCCCGAGGACGAUGAAGAAUACAUCAUCCGCAUUCAGACUCUGAGUGAAGGAGGCCUGGGUCCAGCUUCAGAUCCUAUACGAAUCCACAAACUGAGUAUGAGUGCCCGUGGCUCCGGAGCCUGCAGUGUGGACUUCUCUUCUCUCUCCUUGUUCUUUGCCAUCACAAUAUCUACAUUCAGGUCAACAUUGUGACACAACGUGACUCUCCUCUGUUUGCCAACAUUCAGUAUUGGUCUUUUUUUUUUCUUUUUCUUUUUUUUUUUUUUUAACUAUGGAGGCGGCAAAGUUUUUUGCUUUUUCUUCUGUU
Molecule: messenger RNA, 3747 nt
Organism: Melanotaenia boesemani (Boeseman's rainbowfish)
Lineage: Eukaryota; Metazoa; Chordata; Actinopteri; Atheriniformes; Melanotaeniidae
Gene: cntn3a.2
Product: contactin 3a, tandem duplicate 2
Exons: 23
Coding region: 552-3632 (1026 amino acids)
Molecular function (GO): protein binding
Source: RefSeq, a predicted model, not a curated record